GGCAACCCAUGUGCACAAAUGGAAACAUAGAGAGAGAAAGUGUGUGUGGUGUGUGUGUGAGACAAACACAGAGAGAGUAACAAGAGGGGAGACGAAGAAAGAAGAAAGUCUUUAUGGAAAGAAGAGGAAGUAGCCUAUACAAGUGGGUGGCAUGGGGAGAGGAGAAGAUGCAGUAGAGGAGGAGGUGAGAGUAGAAGAGAAGAGAAGCUUAUAAAGAUCCCAUAUUUUUGGCUUUGCGUGGUAGCCUUAGAGGCGGCAAAGGUGUGAGUGAGGGGAGAGAGGGAUGAAGGAAGGGGGCGGAGAUGGGUUCGUGAGGGCGGACCAGAUCGAUCUGAAGAGCUUGGACGAGCAACUGGAGCGGCACCUCAGCCGGGCAUGGACGAUGGAGAAGAGGAAGGAGGAGGAGAGGAGGGAGAGGCGGAGGGAGGAGUGGGAGAUCGACCCAUCGAAGCUGCUCAUCAAGGGGGUAAUCGCCAGGGGCACCUUCGGCACCGUCCACCGUGGGGUCUACGACGGCCAGGACGUCGCCGUGAAGUUGCUAGACUGGGGCGAAGAGGGAAACAGAACGGAAGCUGAAGUUGCGGCACUGCGGGCAGCCUUCUCUCAGGAAGUCUCAGUUUGGCAUCAGCUUGAUCAUCCCAAUGUGACUAAGGUAAAGAUAGUUAUAAAGAUUGGUUUUACAAGGUGUCAUCUGGUUGGAAAUCUUCUCUGCAUUCAUCUUAUUGAAUAUGAUUAUCUGCUAAUUCUUCUUACAGAAAAUAUGCUUCUAGAUAGAACAGGAAGAGUGAAAAUUGCUGACUUUGGCGUUGCUCGAAUUGAGGCUCAAAAUCCUAAUGACAUGACGGGUGAGACAGGAACCCUUGGUUACAUGGCACCAGAGGUCCUUAAUGGCAACCCUUAUAAUCGAAAAUGUGAUGUUUAUAGCUUUGGUAUCUGCCUGUGGGAGAUAUACUGCUGUGAUAUGCCAUAUCCUGACCUUAGCUUUUCCGAGAUCACAUCUGCAGUCGUGCGGCAGAACUUGCGGCCAGAGAUACCACGUUGUUGCCCGAGCUCUCUGGCAAAUGUGAUGAAAACCUGCUGGGAUGCAAACCCUGACAGACGACCGGAGAUGGAUGAAGUGGUAGCCAUGUUGGAAGCCAUUGAUACAUCAAAGGGGGGAGGUAUGAUACCUCCAGAUCAGCAACAUCAGGGAUGUUGCGGGUGUUUCGGCAGGUACCGAGGCCCUUGAUCAGCAGCAAGCCAUUGCUCUGGGGAUGUUUAAACUUGGAAGAGACACAGCAAUUUGCACAAUCAAUUGCAAAUGUCGAUGCAGAGCUGAGAUAUUAUAGCAAUGCAUCUAGAGUAUGUUCUUUAUGUGAUGAUGUAAAGACAUUCAUCUUCAUGUGUAUAACUUGGCUUCUCACUUGUACUCUGGUUACCACACCUACGCAUUAAUAUUCUUCUAU
This is a messenger RNA of Musa acuminata subsp. malaccensis (wild Malaysian banana), 1445 nucleotides long. Lineage: Eukaryota; Viridiplantae; Streptophyta; Magnoliopsida; Zingiberales; Musaceae. The record is from RefSeq and is a predicted model, not a curated record.